Messenger RNA from Paramuricea clavata, 9772 nucleotides. NCBI's taxonomy places the organism in Eukaryota, Metazoa, Cnidaria, Anthozoa, Malacalcyonacea, Plexauridae. The record is from the annotation of a GenBank genome assembly.
AGCAAGCACUUGAAUUUUCAAAAUGGCGUCUGAUUUAUACUGUAUUUGUCGUAAACCGUACGACUAUAUGCAGUUUAUGAUUCAAUGUGAUGCAUGUGAUGAUUGGUUUCACGGAGGGUAGGUAUUUAUCUUUAUUUUCAUCGCAUCAGCUUAUCCCCAAGUGCUAAUUUCAAGUUAGGAAACGUGAUUUAUUUUUGUCUAUAGAUGUGUUGGUAUAGAAGAAUAUCAGGGGAACGAUAUUGAACGAUAUCAUUGUCCAAGAUGCGCUCCGAGAUAUGGCCCGUUGACAUGUAAGAAAGACAGUUUAAUACUUCUAGUUUUCCUCGUAAAAGCUCCACAGAUGUCGGCUUCUUCCUUUAUAGCUAGAAACGCCGUGCUAUUCGGGACUAUUUAUUUAAAGUUAUUUCAUAAAUGGUUUUGCUAUUGUGACAGUGGAGGGCAUUAUAUUGUUUACAAUUUUCACAAGAUGUCGUCUCGGUUCUUGCCCGCUGACGUGCGGAUUUUAUAGAAAAAUACCUCUAGUUUAGCAGAGAAAACAUAUCGGAUAUCUAAAGCUUUUCCCUCUGGCUAGCCAGCUUGUAAUUCUUUCCAAUAUUUGCGGUUGUUUUUAGUGUAUAAGUUCUCGCUAUGUAAACAAAUCGAUUUUCACUUAAACAUUGCACUUUAAAGAUCAUAUGCGCUGAUAUCCUAUAACUUUCUUUUUUAACCGAUUUGCCUUCUAAAAUAAGGGGAAAACCAUUGAUUGUUGAACACGUACUUGUAUAUACUACACAUUUCCGUUACAAAACACAUGGCCACAAAUACCUUUGUUUAAAAUUCGCACCCAAACGGUAACAUGCUUAAUAUAAACAUAUAUUUACUUUAAAAAUAAUAUGUGCUGCAAAUAUUUUUGUAUUUGUAUUUUUGUAUUUGUAUUUUUGUUUUUGAGUGUAAAGCUGUAAAGAUCAUGCAAUUUAAUGCAGGUUCUACAUGGGGUAUGAUCUGAUUUAAUUUUAAAUUUGCAGUGAUAAUGACAUUUACUGCAAAUCGUAGUAAAUUUUUCAUCUGUUUAUUUCGUAAUCUCAUUUGGACUAUGUGAAACCUAUUUUGUGAUUCAAGUGUGUUUUACAGUAACACCGUGGGCAAACAUCUGCGCAUUCGUCAACAUUACUGAAAUCUGUAUUGCGAACGUGAUGUCGAGUGUCUUGAAGGUUGCCAAAAACUCAAAAUGGAAGUGACAAGGAGCGACUUUGAUAUUUUGCCUUUUCUAUGAAAAUGCAGGCGGAAUAAUGAACAUGACGGCCUAAAAACUAAAAAUAAUUAUAGUCUACAUGUGCAAGAAGUAGUAUUAUGCAAGAAAAUAAACCAAAGGUGACUGUCGAUAAAUUUAUUGUAUAAAAUGGUCUUUAACUGAACCAUACAAAGAUAUUUUUUCGUAGGUUCAUAUGAUCCGCAUUUUUGUCAAUAACUUUUUCGUUUUCAGGCACGAUGGACGGAAACCAGGGCAGCCUGUGUUUGUCUAAUUCAUUUGUUUUAAAUUUAAGGGAAAAGGCAAGAAAAUUUUCAUCGACAUGACUAUAGUGACAACAAAGCCGAAUGCAAAGUGAGUUUUGUAAUUUAUUAUGAUGCAUAUUGUGGAAUCCUGUAGAACAUCAAAUGGGCUGCUAGAAGUUAGAUCAAUUUUUCGAUAAAUAUCAAUAAACAGUGAGUUAUAUCAUGGAUAAUAAAAUAAAUGGAUAGGAAACUAGUGUUUCUGACCUAAUGUUUUCAAUGGGCUGAUGGCGUGAUUGGAUGUUGAAACCUAGUUGCAAACCAAAUUCUCAAAAACGGCAUGUUUAGCAAUAAUACAGCUAAACAUUUUAGUCAAAGAGCAAAUAAAUAUAACUACGCCAUUCCACGAUUAAAUCGCUAAGAAUUCCCAGUCAAUUUUAGCAAAUAUUUCAAGCACUAAACAGUGAAAAAGGCAUCCCAAAUUUCGUUAAAAUUGGGGACGCCAAUUUCGUAGCUACAAAUGUAAAAAAUACAAAACAAAGACGAAAAACAUUUACCUUGAAUACUUUGUCGUGGCUUAGGCAUGUUUUUAAAACAAUUAGACCAGUUUAUGCUUCAAUAUUACUCUUUUAAAGCGGAAAGUAUAGCGAAACAACAAAAAUGCCGAGAACUUUGCAAUACGUGUGACGUCACAGAUUGCAACUAGGUCAUAGAUUAUAGAUCAUACCAGAUGUCUCACUGUGGAUCUAUCCCUAUGAUUUUCAUGUCCGCGAUUUUCACGAGGCUAUCACGCCAGAUGAUGCGUGCGACACUUACUGCCAAAAUGGCGCUUACUGCCAAAAUGUGUGAUUGCUCACCUUUCAUGGCGUGGAUUACACUUACUGCCAAAAUGGCGGCCAACACGUGCUCAUAACAAUCGCGGACACAAUUUUGGCUGAGUGAGACAUCUGGUAUGAUCUAUAAUCUAUGACUAGGUUGUUUUUGCUUACGUCAGCUAGAGUCCUAUCUAUUUAUUUUAUUAUCCAUGGUUAUAUUAAUUUAACUUUUGUCAACCGUUUAUGAGUUGGUUUCAAUUUGCUAGGCUGUUCAAGCAGGGACUGCUGUGUUUAUAAAGCAACUGAAGACAAAGCAAUUUGCAAGGUAAGAUUACAAUAUAUGAACCUCCAAUUUUUGCAUCUACUGAUUUUCAAUCAGUAGAAACAUUGCCAGGACGACGUCCGUCCAUGGAUGUCAGAAACAGACAAGUGAUGAUGUAUUGAUGACGUAUCGAUGUAAUGCAUUGCGAGCAUAGAAAUUGCGAGCUAAAGUCGGUUAUCUAUGGUUAGUUCCGCUGUUGUCCAUAAAUGGUUUUGUUAAUAACAUGUCAAUGCGACGUUUGUGCUAUGACCUCAAUCAGUGGCUAUGACUCUGGAAAUGCCAGAAAUUAAUUCCAAAGGCCAGAGUACACAUCUAUGUUUUUAUCUGCCCAAUGCCUUUUAUUUCGCGGUGCUACUAUUCAGUAGAUGCAUGUCCGCCAUAGCGGACCUAUGUUUAUACUUGUCAACCAGGCCUUACAAAAUGUCUGAUGACUAAGUCGGAAAUAAGUCUGAAUGACACAAAUUAAUAUCAGCACAAUGCAUCAAUUCUGAACGGUAAAUGUUGUGAAGAUAUUAAAUUAUAAUUUGUGUCAUUCAUACUUAUUUCCAAGCCAAAAAUAACUAGCUUACAAGAACAGCGGUAAGACUUCGACAACUUAAGCCCGUUUUCCUCUUCUCAAUUACAUUCAAACAACAUUUCUGGUUCACUUUUUAUACAAUACUCUGAUUCUCCAUUUACAGUCAAACCGGAUGUUCUCUUGCGAGCAAUAUUGUCCCACAAUAUUGCAAUUUUGAUAGGCAGAUUGCUCUGAGCAAUUUGCAACCGACGCAAACAAAUUGCAAGUUGAAAUUCACAAAAGAUUUGUAAACAAAGCCUGAUUGGACUAUAAGAAAAAGGGAAGCCAAUCAAAUAGUCUGAGCAACUGGAUUGGUACUUCCCUCUUUCUUAUAGUCCAAUCAGAGGCUUUGUUUACAAUUGUUUUUGUGAAUUUCAACUUGCAAUUUGUUCCUGUAGGUUGCAAAUUGCUCAGAGCAAUCUGGCUAUCAAAAUUGCAAUAUUGUGGAGAAUAUUGCAAUGUUGCUCACGAGAGAACAUCCGGUUUGACUGUAACAUACUGUACAACCCUCUAGUCCUGGACUAGAGUAGAAUUUGAUUUACGUCGGAUCAUAGCCUAUCGAAGGGGAGAUGGGAAUAACAGUAUAACUCAUCUAUGUUAGUCAACAUUUAUUCAUAAAUCUGGUCCUUUCACCGUCUUGUAUUUUUAUCAAAUCCACCAAUAGCAAUUUCCAGUUUUCCUAUGGACGACUUGCGCUUUAGAAAAAAUUUUAAUCUGGGAAUAGACCCUUUUCAUAAAUGGCUGCCGAUUAAAAAUUCUUCUAUGUGCAUAUAAAUUGGCCCAACUAGCCUCGUUUCUGGGUAGAAAUUCCUUUGAAAUCUUAACAUGAGUACGAGGCUAGUUGGGCCAAUUUAUAUGCACAUAAAAGAAUUUUUAAUCGGCAGCCAUUUAUGAAAAGGGUCUAUAACAAAGGAUAUUUUCGGAAAGAAGUUAUCAAAAUUAGAAAAACUGCAAAGUUGGCAAAUUUGUAUACAUUUCUAUUACGUGCGGAAAUUGGUAACUAAUUUAGUUACCAAUUCACACACGUAAUACAAAAGUAUACAAAUUUGCCAACUUUGAAUGGCUAUAUUUUCCGUAUUUUACAACAUUUCGCAACCAAACUUUGUAAUAUUACUAAUUCCAAGACGGUCUUUCCAACUGUGGUGAUAGAUUUUGUUGUUCUUACUUAGAUUAAAAUUUAGUCUAAAGCGCAAGUCGUCCAUUGUUCGAGUCACAGAUAGGUGACUUUCCUAAAACAUUGCAAUUGGUUAGUUAGGUAAAAAUACAAUACACAUGUGACGGUGAAGGACCAGAUUUAUGAAUAAAUGUUGACUAACAUAGAUAAUGAGUUAUAUUGUUAUUCUAAUGAGUUUCACAGCCAUCUCCCCUUCGAUAGGCUAUGGUCCGACAAGGCUACAGUUCGGUCGGACAGCAAUACACUCGGGUCGGACUGAAUGUCCGGUGGUUUCCUCACUACAUCAGACAAUUCCACGAAUGGGUCGGACAAUGUCUGUGACCGACCGAUAUUUUUAAGCCUGAAUCAACUUAUUUCAAUGUAUUAUUUAUUUGAUCAUUUUCAGUUCCGAGGGUAUUUUGCUCAAGUGUCGAGGGAAAGAUCUGACGUUGGAUUACUUUGCGAAGAAAGGGUUCAGAAAACCUAUUUUUGUUGAAGCUAAGGAUGGCCUUGGUUUGGUCGUCCCCAAGACUUCGUUUUCCGUCACAGAUGUACAGCAAUUUGUCGGUUAGUUGUUGACUGCCGUAUUAAAAAAUCACAAAAUCUGCAUUAUCCAACAAUUAAACCCUGAAAGUUUUGGACAAGUUGGCUCUCUUGUUGUUUUGACUAUGUCUUUGGGCUAGCUCCCAUUGAUCUAGGCAAGAAGAACAAAAUCCAUCACCACAGCUAGAAAGAGCAUGUUAAAAUUAGUAAAAUUGCAAGGUUUGGUUGCAAAGUGUUGUAAAAUGAGGAAAAUAUAGCCCUACGAAACUUGUACAUCACUUUCGGCCCAAAUGUGGUGCAUUUUCCCUGUGCAUAAUGCAAAUUAAUACAAAAUUUCGCAGGGCUAUAUUUUCCGCAUUUUACAACAUUUUGCAACCAAACGUUGCAAUUUUACUAAUCUUAACAUGCUCUUUCUAGCUGUGGUGAUGGAUUUUGUUCUACUUGCCUAGAUCAAAAUUUAGUCAUAGCUGGAAUUGCUUAUUGUUAAUUUUAUGGUAUGUUUUCUUCAAUUUUAGGCCCAAACUUUGAACUAGAUAUUAUUGACGUUGCACGACAGGUAAUUGACAUUUAGAACUCCAUCAUUUCCGAAUUUAAUCAUGACCGAUAAUCUGUCUCUGAUAUAAAUGAGGCCAGUAUUAAUUAGGCCAAAUUAAAAAAAAAUACUUGGUUAGCGUCACACUCUCGCAAAUUUUCAGUGGCGGGCGGGUUUUUUAAAAAAUUUUUAAUCAUUUAAAAAAAAUUUUGAUAGUAUUUUUUGGGGGGAUGGGGCGGUUUUUCCACCGUAUCGGUGAAAUUUUUUGUACUGAUGUUGCGAAGGCCGCCAUUUUGAUUUACAGUAAGAACCUUGUACACCCAAGUCUAUGCGCUCCUAUCGAUCAGUAUAUAGCGCGAAGGUCUGAGCAUGAGAAAAAUUUCAAAUAUUAAACUGUUUUAAGGUGGCUCGAUAUAGUUAUCACAGAAACUCUGCUCAAGAAUCGCGAACUCAAAACCGGGUGACCGUGAGUAGUUGCUCGCGCCAUAUCACGCCAUUGCGCGUGUUCUAUAGCGUUUUAUGUCAAUUGCUGACGUCAUUAGAAUUUUCCAUUUUAGAAAAACAAUGCGCUGUAUCUCUUUAUUUUGUCUGGUGACCUAUGUUCAAAUUUUGCAUGCUGUAUUGCACCGCUAAAAACUUUCAUUAUACAAAAAAUAAAAAAAUUCUGUAAUGUCAAAAAAAUUUUACCGAAGAAUAUGACAUUUUCGCAUUUUCAAAAAAAAAAUGGCAUUACAGAAUUUUUUUAUAUUUUGCUAAUUGCUAGCUUUUCGUCCAAGUAAAAUAAUGCACGAAAAAAAGUUGGGGGUCACCAUGCUUUUUUCCCAACUAUAUCACUAUAUGAGACGAUAGGCCAUUUUGGAGUGAAUUUCGUACACGUAUGUCGUCAUAGCAACGAACUAUUUGUUACUAAAACUAAUAUAAUUUGAAAGUAGAGUUACCAAAAUAUAUAAAAAACCCAAUAUCUGCUGAGUAAAUCCUAAAAAUGCGUAGUUUGAAUAUGUCAAAGUGUUAAACACCUGAAAUUUUGAAAACUUUAUCGAGCUACCUUAAGCUGUAAAACCAAGAGAUUUACAUAAAAAAAUUCAGAGGCGGCAGAAAUCGAGAGGUGGGCGGUGACGCUAAACAAGUAUUUUUUAUUUGUCCUUAGUUAUUUAGUUCCACAAUAUAAAUUAAACUAUUUUUCUAACAUCUGAGCAGGGUGAUGUUAAAAUGAAGAUGUCUGAUUGGACAGCCUACUUCAUGACUAAAAGACGUCAGAAGACGCUCAAUGUGAUCAGUCUAGAGUUCUCGCGGACAAGGUAUAUGGCAUGAGAGACAAAAUAAGCUAAUUCUUUUUCCUUCCAAUUCACGAUUUCAAACAACUCGCUUGCUUACAAUAUUUUCAUUAUUUGUAGUUUAUCCAAAUUGGUUCAUGGACCAAAAAUUGUUCGUGAAAUUGACUGGGUGAACCGCUUCUGGCCAGAACAUGGUGCUGAUGAUAGGUAUGUGCACACGUAAAAAUCUCACAUCUUGUAGCAAGUCUGCCAACAAGCCGUCACCAAGUUGUGUUCGCACUGCUUGUCCCAAGUUGUCAACAAAUGUUUGGACAAGCUUGUAACAACCUAGUGGAUAUUAUCAGACUUGUAGCAAGGUUGUUCCAACAAGUCUGAUACAGUCAUGAUAUAACAAUAUUGUACAAGUUGUUUAAAGUGUUCGCACUGCUUGUCCCAAGUUGUCAACAAAUGUUUGGACAAGCUUGUAACAACCUAGUGGAUAUUAUCAGACUUGUAGCAAGGUUGUUCCAACAAGUCUGAUACAGUCAUGAUAUAACAAUAUUGUACAAGUUGUUUAAACAGCUUGUAACAAGCUUGUUGAUAUUAUCAGACUUGUAGCAACGUUGUUCCAACAAGUCCGAUACAGUCAUGAUAUAACAAUAUUGUACAAGUUGUUUAAACAGCUUGUAACAAGCUUGUUGAUAUUAUCAGACUUGUAGCAAGGUUGUUCCAACAAGUCCGAUACAGUCAUGAUAUAACAAUAUUGUACAAGUUGUUUAAACAGCUUGUAACAAGCUUGUUGAUACUAUCAGACUUGUAGCAAGGUUGUUCCAACAAGUCUGAUACAGUCAUGAUAUAACAAUAUUGUACAAGUUGUUUAAACAGCUUGUAACAAGCUUGUUGUAUUAUAACCGUAUCAAACUUGUUAGAACAACCUUCAGUAACUAGUUUGAUAAUGCCAUCAAGCUUGUUACAAGUUGUUAACAGCUUGUUCCAAACUUGUUACAACAACUGGGAACAAGCAGUGCGAACACAACUUGUCGACAGCUUGUGAACAGAUUUGGAACAAUUUGUUUGCAGACCUGGAACAACUUGUGCGUUUUUAAGUGUGUAGUUAUCAACCCACGGAGUGCAAGCACUCAAUAUAAUAAAUAAUAAAGUUCAUUAUACAUAGAGAAUAAUACAUGGGUGCGCAGAAAUACCAGAUUUAUUUCGAGUGUUGAACAUGAUAUCUCACGAGUGAGCGCAGCAAACGAGUGAGAUGUCAUGUUCAACACGAGUAACAUCACAAGCAUCUUAUUCACCUGAGUACACUACACCAACACAGCAAAUAUCAUGAUUAUUAGAUUACACUGAUAUCGAAGGAACUAGACUCAGUUCCGAAAUAUCGCAUACUGGAACCGACCUGACCGCGUAGCUCAGUUGGCAGAGCAUUGGGCUGGUGUUCCAAAGGUCGUAGGUUUGAUUCCCACCGUGGCCAGGCAUAUUUUUCAAGCUCGCCCGGUGUGGAUAUACACUCAGAGUAACAUCAUGCACAAGCAUCAAAGUGUAAUAAAGUUCGUGUAAGUGUCAAAGUUCAAUUUUCCUGUUUACCGGUUGGGCAAAACCGUAUCACGUGCUCGUCCAGGAAACGUCACGUUCACUGCAUGCGUUGGUGAGGGGGCAACCGGUGCACAAUGAAACAAUUAUUGACGGGUCAAUAAUAAAACCAGAAGUGAGGCGCGAGCUGUUCGCCUCAACCAGCAAGUUUAAAGCAAAGUUCUCUCAAGAGCAUGUCUGCUAAUCAGUUUUAUUACAGUUUCGGAAUACCAGCUGAAUAGGCAAUUCCAGCUUUUAGUUGAUGCAUGCAGGGGACGAUGGGAAGUAAGGUAUCACAUUGCUGAUUAUGCUGAAAAAAUAAAAAUGGUGGCCGUGUAAACACGGAGUGAUAGCUUAUACUUGUAAAUAUUGAAAUAUUUCGGUUGUUUCGGUUGUUUUUAUUGAAAUUUUUCAGCAUAGUUUUCCCAUCAUCCACUGCAGGCAUAAACUAAAAGCUGGAAUUGUAAUACAGCGUAUUUUGUGCCAUAAAACACGCUGUUUCCCUCGCUCUCUGUAAAUAUAAGUGAUAUUAAAAAAGGGUGCGUUAGACACAUGGGUAAAUAGUCUGAUUAAUUUUAAACAAUUAGCCAUUUCCCAAAGUCCUGGAUCUAGUCGCGCGAAUCCCAUGUUGGAGAGACAAGAAAUAUGGCAGCACACAUUUAAACUAACUUCUACUCUUUCACAUAUUUGGCGUCUGUCACCGUAUAUUUCGUCCCUUCAAACGAUCCCAGAAUGCACUGUGAUCUCUUUUGGGAAAAGGGUAAUUGAGCACGAGCGCUAGCUCCUCGAUGAGUAAAAGUGUCUGGCGUUAGACAGAGUAAAAUAAUAAAGUAUGACAAUUGACGAUUCCCCUUAUUACGAUUUCGUAGCGCUUUGCAUUGUGGUUAUAGUGGUAUCACUGAUAAAGAUAGCGGCCUCGAAUGAAAAUAUUGAAUGUUUUCGCGAAUAUUUUGCUGUUGGCUAUCGCGCACCUGACCCUAGCUUUUUUUAAAAGUUCUUGCACGGGUCAGAACAAAUAAUAAGCCAUCGUCUUGAAUAUCAGUGACAGUGAUACCACUAUAACCACAAUGCAAAGCGCUACGAAAACGUAAUAAGGGGAAUCAUCAAUUUGGGGCACAAUGCAGCUCAAUGGGUCAAUUAAACUAUUAGCAGCAAAAUGAAAUAAAAUUCAUUUAGCUAGUACAUAUUUCUAUUAAUUUCUAGUCCAGCCCACCCAAAGCCGUAUGUUCAGAAGUAUUGUUUGAUGGGCGUCAAGGAUUCCUAUACUGACUUUCAUGUUGAUUUUGGUGGUUCCUCCGUAUGGUAUCAUGUCUUAUGGGUGAGUUUCGUUUACAAAUCCAGAGAUUGAGUGGACCUAUUACCUAAUGAACAAAAUUUUGAUCUAGACAAAAAUUUCAUCACAGCUUGAAAAAGCAUCACAAAAUUAGUAAUAUGCCGAGGUUUCGUUGCGAAAUGUUGUAAAAUGCGGAUAAUAUAGCCCUGCGAAGUUUGCCGUUUUUCAGUCAUUUUGUGUUACGUACGGAAAAUUGAUACCGCUUUCUGAAAAAAAG